Molecule: messenger RNA, 4347 nt
Organism: Naegleria lovaniensis
Lineage: Eukaryota; Heterolobosea; Eutetramitea; Acrasida; Naegleriidae
Exons: 2
Coding region: 1-4347 (1448 amino acids)
Biological process (GO): intracellular signal transduction
Source: RefSeq, a predicted model, not a curated record
AUGAACUCAUCUCCUCCAACGACGAACACCACAUCGACUCCUACUACAACAACUUCAUUGAGUAGUUCUACUUCCACUCCUCUCACACCAAGAGUCUCUGAACUCAAACAAAUAUGGGAAGCAACCAUCCGAAAACAUGAAGAAAGUGCCAAGUCAUCUGCAUUAUUUAAAAGACACUCCGUGGCUACUUGCAUUACGAAUACUACCUCAACCACUCCCAAGAAUAACAAGAACACUCCUGUCCAUGACACAACCUCCAACAAAUCCAGCCCUUCCACUUUCACUUCCAGCAUUUCCAACAUGAAUCGCAACAUGAAAGACUUUUCUCAAUCCAUCUCUUCCCGAAACAAUCAAGAUUCAAUUGUUUCAUCAAACAACAACAACAAUUAUUCCACAACAUUAACAACACCUUCAACAAGCACGACCACUUUUCGAAAAGUGCCAUUACUAAUUUCAUCCAGCAAUGACGAUGAACACUACUUGUCAAAUUCUUCUGCUAUUCAAAGUAUGCUUUCUGUGAAUCCUUCUGAAUUGAUGAUGAAUAAUCAUACUAACAAUAACAAUAAUAACAAUAGUAAUUAUGGAAGUGGUAGUGUGAGCACUUCAAAAGUGAGUCAAACCAUUCUAAAAUUCACAGCCAUGUUUCAGAAAGCAUCUGCAGCUCAUUCGAGUAGCCCUUCAAUGGUUCAAAAGAGAAAUUCGAGAAACACGAGUGGAGAAAGAAGAUCAUUUUCAUAUUAUCAACAUCAGUAUACUCAGUCGAGUCCUCAAUUAGAUCGAUAUUUAAAACAAAAUAAUAGUAAUACUGAAACCACAGCACCAGGACGAACCAAUGACAAGCAAGUGCCACAUGUCAAUAACUUGAACCUUUCUUUGGAUUUGAAAAAAUUGGACGCUGCUCAAACAACAUCUAUUUUAGCAGAAGAAAAGAAUGAAAACGUCACAACAACAACUAUAGUUGAAACCAACGAAGAAAAGAAACACUCCAUAGAACCAUCAGGCAGUGUUUUGGAGAACAGUAGAAUUGAUACUCUUCUCAAUGACAUUAAGUUGGUACUCACUCCAGCUUCUACAUCUUCGUCUGAAUGCUCUUCUCGAAUUUCAUCUCCAGAGCUAGCUCAACAACAGGGCUUGCAUCCAAUCGGUGACGAGUCACACGCUGUUACAAAUGUUAUAGAUCGAAUGGAAAAGAAGGAAUCAGUAAGCCAUCAAGAUGUAUCAACAACUUUUUCAGCAAUAACGUCGUCUGUGGGAUCAAUAACUACUCCUCCAACCAUCGAAACUCCAUCCCAAACUACACAAGAAAAAAUUGCCAUUGAUAAUAAUCAUGCAGUAAUUACAACAACACCAACAAUUGAAGAGAAAACAAUUCCAUUAGUAGUGACCACUGUUCCAACACCAGAAACAGAUCGUCACAAGUCCACUGUGGAUGCUACAACUACUAUUCAACGACAUUUAACUGUCACAUUGAAUUCAACACAGGAAAAUUUUACCACCUCCAGAAUAACUGUAAAAAUUGAUGUCAUUCAGCCAUCAUCAACAAAAACCAACCUUGCGUUGCCUGAACUAUUUGUUGAUCAAUAUUCUCAGUUGGAAGAAGAGGAACGAACACCAACUCUAUUAUCUCACUCUCAAGAAAGCUCGAACGAACAUAGUAGCAGUGACCACUCUACUGAGGAGGGUUCCAAUCAUCUCCUAGGUCACUACCAAAAUGAAAUGACAGAAGGUUCAAUGUUGAGUUCAAUUAUUACAAAUGAAGAAGACACCACAAAUACGGAAGAUGACUUUACAAUCAUGGAAGACGAAGACGAGCCACUGUCACAAGCUCAAUUACAAGUUUUGGAGGGUUUUACGGCAGAUAUUGAGGUGGAGCCAAGCACACCAAGUAGUGGCAAAUUUUUGAGUCCAUUAAGCUCAUCAAGUACUGUUUUUGCUCAAAUGGGAAAUGUUUUCAAGGAUGUGGAAAUUGGGAAGAAUGAAGAUUAUGCUCGGUAUUUUAGAAAUACCAAUUUCGAUAACUAUCAUGACAAUGUCAAGUCCAUUUUAGAAAUCAACAAGAAGCGAAUGAGCAAGAGAGCGAUGAAAAAAGCAGAGGCAUCCUACAAAUGUCAACAACAAGUCCUAGAAACUUAUAGAAAAAAUCGAUGGGAUUUCCGUGAAGUUUUCCAAAGUAUUGGUAGCAAGGAAUUUGAAGCCAUGUUAUCUCAAGAGACCUAUGUCGAUGCUGACGAUUUCAACACUGAUGAAUUUGAACAAGUCUCAAUGAAUCAUUUGUUUGAAGAAAGUGAAAGAACUCUCAAUCCUCUCUAUGAAGAAGAAUUUAUUGAGAAAAAUCCUCUCUAUGAAGAAGAGUACAGCACAACGAAUCCAUUAUUCGAUCCAACCGAUGACAUUACUACCACCAUUUACAACUUUGAAGAUAGUGAAAGAACAUUUGUAGAGAGAUUGAAACAAGAUUUACCACGAGUGGGAGGUUUAAUUUCGAAACUCAAACAAAAUCAUAGUAAGGCCUUCACAGGAGAAGCUCUUGUGAAUUGGAUCAUGGAAAAAGGAUCUGGAAAGUUCUUACGUUUGGAUGCUGUAUGCUUUGCUCAACAAAUGAUGGAUCGAAUGAUCUUUAAGAAUGUUGAAGAAUUCAAUCCAACCUUUGAAGACAAUUCAACAAGUUUGUACAUUUUCUAUGAAGAAUAUGAAAGCAAAAAUACGUUGAAUAUUGACGAGUCAAAAAUUGGAGUGUUUGAGCCACAAGCUUCCUUUGUUUCAGUGUAUCGAGCAUUGACAGAACUUGGCAAGGAAAUGAAAAUUCAUUACGAUCUCAGCGCUAAAUAUGAAUCAAAACCAAUAUUUGAUUAUCAAGCAUUCGCCUUCAGUGAACACUAUGCCAUGCUGGUGGAUGAAGUGAGAAAAUUACAAAAAGUAGAUCCAAACACCAUUGUAGAUACAAACUUUAGAAAAUGCUUCUUUAUGAACAUUUACAAUAUCAUGGUUCUUCAUGCACUGAUGCGAUGUGGAAAACCAACAAAUUUUUUACUCAGAAAACGAUUUUUCCAUCAAAAAAAGUACUUGAUUGGAAGAUACAAAUUGUCACUUGAUGAUAUUGCUCAUGGAGUUCUUCGUGGAGAAAAGUACAGUAGAAAAACAAGUGGUAAUUUCAGUAGCUUGGAGAGAGAAAACCAAAUUUCUUCCAAAUUUAAACAGAAAGUGUUAGGAACGGAGGACAAUUCUGUAUUCAGUGCAUUGAAUAAUUUGAGAAUUCCAGAAUUUGAUCCAAGAAUUCACUUUUGUUUAUAUCGUGCAGAUAUGAGCUCACCCCGUUUCCUUCUCUUCUCUGUAGAUAAUCUUGAAUAUGAGAUUGAAAAGGCAACUCGAGAAUAUGUUCAAAGAGAAACCAAAGUGGACGUCGAUUCAAACACCAUUCACUUGUCAAAAAUAUUUCAAUGGUUCAGAGAAGAUUUUGCUUAUUCGGAUGACGAUAUUAUUGAUUUUGUAAGCAAAUAUUUAGAUUUUGUCUCGGUAGCAAAGAUUGGAGAAAUGAAAGAAACUGACCAGCCAAUCCUUUUGAAUUACCGAUACAACACUUCAUUGAAUAUAGCAGCAAAUAUUUCACAGGAUGACAACAAGGAAGUCAAUAUUGAACUCGCUCAAGUGAGAACAAAUCCAAAACUUUUACCAUUUUUCAUUUCAUACAGCGAGCGAGAAAAAUCAGAGGAAAAUAUAUUGUUUUGGCUUCGUGUUGAAAAUUACAAACAAAUUGAAGAUCCAGACACUCGUUUAGUAGAAGCUCGAAAAAUAUUCGACGAAUUUUUACAAUCCAACGGUGAACGAGAAUUGAAUAUUAAUCGAAAAUCUGCUCGAGAAGUCGAAACGGAAUUACUUCGUCAUGAGAACAAUCACGCUGAAGAUCCUAUUCGCACAGAGCUGUUUUAUUCUGUUCAAUUAAUGACCGAACUUUUAAUGAUUGACACCUACGAGCGUUUCUUACGAAGUGAUCUCUACAGCUCUGUGGUUGAAAUUAUGAAAGAAGAAAUGAAGAACAUUGAAAUUGACACACCUCGAAGAUCUCCUUCCAUUACCUUUGGUUCUCGACCUGAGAAUGUCUAUGAAGGUGAAGUGACCUUUAAAGAAUUACAAAUGCGACGAUCACGAUUGGCAGAUUUCAAUUCAGCUCCUCUCACAAGUCGAACAUCUGGAAGAACACCUGAAUCACCAGUUGGGACUCCUCCAACUGCUUCUUCAUUACCGACCUAUUUCACAAAUGGAAAUAGCAAUACAGAAACAGCUACCAGUAGCAGUCCAAGAUCCACUCAAAGUGAGUUAAGUAAUGCUAUCAGUAACACUGAUCUCUAA